UUCAUGUUGUUUUACUGAAUCGUGUUUUCCUAACCGAAUCUGCUCUUUAGUUUGUGUUGAAAAUUGAUGUUUGGAAGCUAAUAUAAUUUACUGUUGAUUUUCAGACGAUUUUAUUUUUCGUAUUUAAAGUUUAAAUGUUCUUAUUGUUCAGAAGUAAAAAUUACAAAAAGUAACUCUUUUGAAUCCGUAACGAAGGGAGGUAUCAACUUAUCAAGCCUGGAAGACUAAUGAUCACCUGCCGCAUGGCUUUCGUUGGUUACACGAUUCAGGUGUGCUCGUUCUAAGCUUUGACACGAAACGUUGGUAAACGUAAUCAAAAGCUAGGCCUAAAAAAUUAAAACUGAAUGUGUUUCCAAAUUUUUUCUUUUAAAUUUUAUGGAAUGCUACUAUCCGUAUCAUCACUCAUUUUAGAAAUGCCCUUAGAAUUUCUACAUUAAUGAUGAAAAAGAAAAAAAAAGGUAGAAUAUUUAAAGUUACCUUGGAGGAAUUCAGUUUUACUUAGUUAAUGAUAGGUGAACCUGAAAAUUGCGAAUAUUUGAUUAAGAUAUAAAAAGUAAGCUUGGUUGGAAUGAUUUAUUUAUCCCUCUUCGAUAAUUUGUGAUUUCAAACUCGAAACUUUGUGAAAGGUAGACAAUGACUUAAGUUGUUGAUAAGCGUACCGGUGUUACUUUACAAUUUUCAGACAUGCAAAUAAGGAAUCAUCUAUGUUAAAACAAAUUUAAAACUCAGCCCACCACCGACUGUAAAAGGAAUUAUUAUAACACAUAAAUACUAUUACUAGUAUCAGUUUUUUGUUUUUUUACUAUUCUGAUACAAUUGAAAAUCUAUAUCAUAAUACAUUAAUAAUUAAUAGACAAAUAAUUAGAAAGACAAGUGAAGAUCUUAUCAAAGAUUGGAUUUUCUAAACCCUUCCUGUGAACUAAUGUACAAGCACUCUUGUACUUCUGCAACGAGACUGAGUACAAUUUACAUAUUGCUAAAGGAAACUAAAGUGUAACUUUGCCAAAAAUGAAAGUGACUGUUAAUUUUGGUAAUAUUAGAGUGAUAGUUCCAUGUGGGAAUGGAGAAAUCUUGGUUCGAGACUUGAUGGACUUAGCUAUCACUCGGUAUAAAAAAGCAACAGGAAAGUCACCAGAUGCCUGGGUAACUAUUCACAAUCUCAAACUGUCAAGUGAUGGUGGCAUACUUGACCCUGAUGACAAGUUGAAUGAUGUAGCAGAUGACAGAGAACAGAUAAUUGCCAUCUAUGAAGAGCAAGGUUCUCCAUUUUUAUCUCAUAAUGGAGGAGAUGGUACGAGUGCCAGCUCUGUGGGAACAGAAAGUCCAGACAUUUUUAGGGGAAGUGAAGAUACCCAUCAUGAGAAGAAAGAUCCGUACACUGAAAAUGAUGUUGAGAUCACAGCUGACCAUAUAUCAUCUGGUGUGACACCACUUCAUGUAAGAAGAGGCAGUGAACCAGCACUUAACUGUAUCUCACCCAGUCCAGCCAGUGCUGACCCAACCAAAAGAUGGUCUGCAGCGGUCAUCAUGGACAAUGAUACAAGUGGGACCUCAAGAUCUGUGCAGGGCAACAGCUUUGGUUCUUCUGAGAAUGACUUGGUUGUUAAUGUAGCAGAAGAUGAAACUGAAGAAGAAAACACAGGGUUUUUAAGAGUUGGUCAAGGUUCCGAAAGAUUAUCUAUUUUGGGCAGUGGCUCUAAUAACUUGUGCUGGGAAGAAGCAGCUGAUGCACAACUUCUCAGAAUGCAAGAUGCUAGAAAAGAACCACUUGGUGGGCCGGGAACAUCACCUGAUCAGUCAAGAGAUAGAGAUAGUGAGUCAUCUGGUGGAAGUGAGGACAGGGAAAAUCCUAUAAUCCUGAAGAAUGAAUCAGGGCCUUUAGGUAUCCAUGUUGUACCAGAUUAUGACUCAAAUGGGAGGGAUAUGGGACUUGUGGUACAGGGAGUUGAACCUGGUGGCAGAAUUGAUCGAGAUGGCCGACUCCAUAUUGGAGACCGUAUUGUUGAUAUCAAUGGGCAAAGUUUGCUCCAUGUUAGUUUCAAAAAAGCCCAAGAAAUAUUUAAGGAUGCACUAAGAGACCCAGAAAUUAGGAUACGUCUGGCAAAGAAUUCACUGUCUACAGGCUCUGCUCAAAGGCCUAAAAAACCUCCUCCUCCUGUCUACCCAAAGCCCAUAGUUCAGAGAAAAAGGUCUAAUAAUGAAGAAGAAAGAACAGACUUGGUGGAGGGACAAGAACGAGGAGGUUUAAACACUAAAGUUGCUACAGUAACUCAAACAAAAAAGAUACCAUCUUCUGUGCCAAUAAGUCAUAAGAAUAUUCCUCUCACCUCAAACACAAGAAAAAUUGGACGAAAGAUUCCAAUACAGUUGACAAAAGGACCAGAUGGGUUUGGAUUCAGCAUAACAACAAGGGACAAUCCUGCAGGCGGGAACUGUCCCAUUUAUAUAAAAAAUAUUCUUCCUAAAGGUGCUGCAAUUGAGGAUGGCAGAUUAAAGCCAGGGGACAGGCUUUUAGAGGUUAAUGGAAUAGAAAUGACUGGUCUGUCCCAGACAGAAGCUGUUAAAAUUUUGAGAAAUACUCCACUUAGAGGAAUUGUGAAUUUGGUAGUUUCUCGUCAGGAAUUCGAUCCCACUCCUAGUCCAAACCUGUCUCAAGAACUGCCACCAGAUCAACUAGAGGAUGAAUUUGGAAUAUACCCUUGGAAACAUAGAGAGAUUCUGACAUAUAACAUUCCAUUAAAUGAAACAGGAUCAGCAGGCUUAGGGGUUAGUGUGAAAGGGAAAACCACGACAACUGAAAAUGGCCCAAUAGACUUGGGUAUCUUUGUUAAAUCUGUUAUUCAUGGUGGUGCUGCGUCAAAGGAUGGCCGGCUUCUCACCAAUGAUCAGCUUAUAAAAAUUAAUGGCAUUUCAUUAUUAAGAAUGACUAACACUGAAGCAAUGGAAACGCUACGGCGUGCUAUGGUUCAAGGAGAUGGCCCAAAUGUUGCUCCUGAUGCCAUUACACUGACCAUAGCAAGACAAAUACCCUCUUUUGCUACAUAUGAUGAGGAUCCUGGAACCUUACCAUCUUCAUCCAGUCAGAAUAAUUCAACUGUUAGCAACAUUAAUGAUGGUUCGCUUAAUAGAGAUAUCCUGGAAAAAUACACUAGUCCACUGGAAAACAGAACUUCUACUCCAGAUAAUUCUGCCAGUGAAAAUUCAGAAAGUACAGUGAUAUUCAUUCCAAAGUCUAAUAUUAGUGAUAAUUAUGGUUCAGGAAGCAUAAGUGCAGACUUUAAAGAAUCUAAACCAUUGGGUCAAAAUCCUGUUAUUGAAAGGUUGACAGGGCUAGACACAAAAUCAAAUAUGCUGCGUAAUGAAUCAUACUUAAGAGCAAGCCAUGAAAGCUGGGGUGGCAACCAGCUUCAUGAAUUACAUGGGCUCAAAAUAGGACAGGAUUCUUCCAUAAAUAGAGUAAACCUUUCACCAACAAUAAACUUACCAACAUUUGACACUGCUAUGGUGGAUUCAUCCUAUGGUGGAAGUCCUGUCCGACCCAAACCCAGAAGUCGAUCCACAACACCCGAUAACUUGCUCUCAUCCCCUUCAAAAAAUGGUACCUACAGUGAAGAAAAAAAAUAUUUAGAAAAUGGAGAUGAAUCUAACUCAAGAUAUAAAGAAUUAGCUAUGACCAGCCAACUUUCAUUAGAUGAUGAAAGUCAGUUUACAUUAACUCGAGAUGGUUUUGGUCGACAAAGUAUAUCAGAGAAACGACAUGCUCAAUUGGAUGCUCGCAACACUGACACGUUUCAGCGUAAUAAACGAGCUCGUGAAGAGCGAGAAAAACAAAAAUAUCUGCUUCCUGAAGGAAAACAACUGACAGAUUAUCAAAAUCAACAGGAACAUAACCAUCACCAGCUGAGAGAAGUCUGUGUGGACAGAGACCAAGAGACUGCUUGCUCUACUAAAAGACCUGCCGUGAAGGCCCAAACUUUGAGAGCUAAUGGAGAGAUAAAACCCAGUCUUGUGCGUGCCAACUCGGCAGAAUCUUUGGUCAACCACGUUCGAUCUAACAUUCCUCACUCACAGCCAUUUAGAGUAUUCAAGGAAGUGGGAAAGCUUUAUAGGAACCCUUUGCUCUUCUACCCAACAUGUUGCUGGAGUUGCCAAUCUCCAGGCUGUCCUUAUCACAUGGUACCAUCUGGUGGAGACAGCAUCAACAGCAGAGGAUCACAAGUGCAAGUGGGCCCAUCACUUGGGAUGAAAAAGUCGAGUAGCCUUGAAAGUCUCCAGACUAUGGUGCAAGAGCUACAAAAGGAAGACAAGAGUCAAGCACGGGGUUCUCGUCGACCCACAGGCAGAGCAGCAAGAGGACGUGGAUGCAAUGAAAGUUUCAGAGCUGCAGUGGACCGUUCAUAUGAAGGACCUGUUACUGAAACCAUGGAAACUUUGGAUGAAGAGACUGAGAGUAGCAGCUCUGCAGGACCAGGGGUUCAUGGACGAGGAUCAGGUAUUAGUAGUUCUCGUGAUACACCAUCUGUUAGCAGUGACCCUGCUGCUGAAGAAACUGUAAAUGGACAUAGAAAAACUGGCAAAGUAGGAAAGAAGAAAGGACUGUUAAAAGGAUUAGGCUCAGUUUUUAAAUUUGGAAAAAAUAAGAAAUUAACCCAUGAUCAAGCAGGGAAGUCAUCCAAGGAAGAAACCGAAAAAGAAGAAGAACGUUCUCGUGCACGGCGAGCUGCUCAGGAAGAACAAGAAAGGAUACAAGAACAAUACAGAAAGCUAGUAGAAAAGCAGAGACAAGAGCAGCAGCAGGAACAGACAUAUAAUAAGGAAGGUUUUACCUCAAUAAGUCAUCUUCCAACUCAGACUAGACAAGAAAGAAUGCAUCAACUCAGAGCUCAACACCAACGAAGACAUCAGGAGCGGCAAGGCCAUUACCCUAAAGAUGAACAAGAAGAGGUUUAUGAAAAAGAGAUUACAGAGGCCAUUGAUCGUCAACCGCUGAAGCGAAUGUUACCUCCUCUGCCCAACCCUAGUUUCUACUCCCCCAGACGUCCUUUGCCUAUAAAGAGACGAGAAACUGAGGUUCUACAUAAUCGGUCCCACAGUUUUGACAUCUACAAGGAAAUGGAAAGGCCAGGAAGUAGAGUAGGCUUUGCUGACCCAAGCAAAUACAGUCAUUAUAUGAACUUCAAAGAAAUUCAACAGCAUCUGCAAGAAUACAGACAACAUCAACUACAGAACCUUCCUCGUCAGCCACAAAUGGGUAAGUCUUCUCCCUUGGGUCAGAGAGAUAGACCAACAUCAAACUUUUUUGAGUAUGAAAGCAUGCAAGGUGGUCUUCAACAGAAUACUGAACCAAACACCAACUCAUUACCUCGUCAUUCUAACAUGACAGGACAUCCUCCAAACCAACCUCAUCCACCCCACCAACACUAUAAAAAACAUCAAGUCCAUCCUUUUCAGUCAGUGGAACCUCCCUCAUCACACAAAGCUAAUGGCUACAAUGAUCUAACACAGUUACGGCCUGUUCAAAGUCAGCCGUCAAGUGGUGCUUUAUUAUUCUUACCUACAAGGACAAAACGAGAAGGACCUGGAUCCAAAGUGUAACUCUAGAAAGGCUCUUUAUUACUGUCUCAAAGAGAGAGUAUGUAAGUAGUGUACAUGAAUUUCCAGAACAAAAAAACAAUUCAUUUUAUUAUUUCAUUUGAAGUAAUCAACAAAAGUUUGCAAAGAAGUAAGUGGUAGUUGUUUUUUUUUGGAUGGAAAAACUUCUAGCAUGGUUUGUAAAUAUGCCUUCUUAGGCUUAUUUGGGGGACCUUCUUGACAUAUUAAGUACUGAAAUUACUAUCCACAAUAACCGAAGGUGGACUGGUCUUUCAAUUUUUACUGUACAGGAUGUAGUGAACUUAAACUUCUCUUUUUUUCCACGAGGAAAACAAAGUAUAAUGCCAGUUUGGUUUUUUUGUUUCAUACAUUUAAAGGAACUUAUGAUAAUGACCUCAACUCAUAUGUUACAUAGUGUACAGUAAGUUGAAUUGUGUUAGUGAACUGUGGCCAAAGAAUCUCUUGUCUGGUAUUCUUGUUAUGACUGGUGUGAAGCAUCUUUGUUUCAAACAAACGCUCCAGUAUAUGUUUUGAAACAAAUAGUGAUAUUGACUUUUCUUUGAGCUCAAAUCGUACAUGCAAUGUAUAUAGUAGUUGCAUUUUCAUCAGGAACUAAAAAUAUCAUUAGUGAAUGAUAAAACAUAUGUUUAUACUAUUAAUAUUUUUAAAGGUUUGUCUUAAAUAGCAAGAUCCUAAAAUAAGUAAUUCAUUUGUUGGUGUAAAAUUCGAAAUUUCAGUUUUACAUGUAUAUAUAUAUAUGUAUAUAUAAGUUCUAUAAUACUCAAUUCAAGUAUUAUGUGGUGGAAUAAUGACAUUCUUAAGCUCUAUACGUAUUAAGUAAAUUUUGUAACUUACUAAGCUAUUAUUCUACCUUAUAAUCUAAAACUUGUAAAUAUAAUACUAACCUUUUCUGUUUUGCAAACAUUAUUUAAGACAAGUCUGUUUUCAUUUACCUUUUCCAGUUUCAUCAUAAAACAUUUGUGUUGUUUAAUUAAAGAAAAAAAGUUUAUACUGUUCAAAAUGUUCUUUUUCUUUUUAAAGCAAACUAUUUUGAUUGAUUCAUGCAUAGAACUUUACAGCUUUUUUAAAAAAACUUAAAUAAAUCUUAGAGUUUUACUUUAUGCUUAAUUAUAACAAGAAUCGGCCUAAUCACAGGUUUACUUGGUUGUGUAGAACUGCUGACAGGUAGUGUUUUAUUUGUCUUUUCAUUGCUGCCAAAGGAUUGGAAGUGACUUAACAUUAUAUUAACCUGAAAAAAAUAAAUCUAAUUACAUUUUAUGAUUUCUUUUAUCUCCCAAAACGGAAACUUGAUCAAAGUUUUAAAAUAAAGUUGUAGUAGUCUAAACUUUUACUUUUUUUUUUACUUUGAUCAAAUAUGUAGAGUGAGCUGUUUUAUUUAAAAAAAAAGAAUAAAUUGUUGUUUUUCACACUACCAGUUGUGAAUAUAUGUAUAACUGUAUAUAAACUACAUACUUGACUAGUGGCCAGUGACAACCAUCGCUGACUAGUAGCCAUUAAGAAAUUAUCAAACCCAAAACUGUGGUCAGUGAAAAAUAUUUUAUUUGGUCUGGCCAGUGACAAGAUCCAGAAAAGUUUAUACUAACAAUUUUUAACCUUUAUUUGAUCAUGAACUUUUUAUACCUUAUGUUCUGCUAACAAAUAAACCCCAGCAGUAUUUGGAGGACCCAGAAAGUUUUGUAACUAUAGUUUUUUUAUUUUUAGUUUGCCCCUGUAUAACAUUCCACUGUUUCUAUGUUCGCAGUUGUCUUAUAUCAUAUGUACAUAAUAUUAUUUCUUUCAAUAAGACAUGUAAGGGAUUGUCAUUGAACUUGCAUGUAGUAGUGAAAAAAAAGUAUUAAUAAAGGGAUUUUAAUUUGUUGAA
Molecule: messenger RNA, 7474 nt
Organism: Limulus polyphemus (Atlantic horseshoe crab)
Lineage: Eukaryota; Metazoa; Arthropoda; Merostomata; Xiphosura; Limulidae
Product: partitioning defective 3 homolog
Exons: 24
Coding region: 1009-5595 (1528 amino acids)
Biological process (GO): establishment of cell polarity; cell adhesion; intracellular protein localization
Cellular component (GO): apical plasma membrane; adherens junction; apical junction complex
Molecular function (GO): phosphatidylinositol binding; protein binding
Source: RefSeq, a predicted model, not a curated record